CCAACCAUAUAUAUCAUAAGAUUAUAACAUGGAAGAAAAAAAAUGUAUAAAUUUCAAACAAACUUUCGCUGAAACUUCAUGUAAAUCUUUAAUUCAAAAGCAAACCUUAUCUCUAGCUAAGAAUACAACACUUCUCACUUCACAUAAAUUAUUCAAUCUCAACUAUUUCAAGGAUAGACUCAAAUUUUUUUUGAUGAAAGAGCUAAAAGAUCACGUUGUAGUGAUCACCUAUGGACCAUCAUCGGAGGGUUCAGUAACAGCAUCGCCUGUCUCUCAACACACGACCUCAGUUCCAACGCCGUCUUCAUUUGCAUACUCUGCAACGCCGUCAAUAUCAAGAUUUAGCUCACGGAGAGCAUCGGUUCAUAUUAGCGGUUUGGUUCUCCGGUUUAUAACGCUGGUUCUUUGUUUCGUCUCGGCUCUUUCGUUGGCGGUGAAUGUUCAUCGGCCUUCGAGGAGACAUCUGACACAGAACUCCUCGAGUUUUGCUUCAUAUCCUGAACUAUUGUAUUGUUUUGGUGUAGCAGUGACAGGAUUCGUGUAUACAUGUUUGCAAACAUUCAAAGGAGUUUGUGAUAUUACUCACAGGGGAGUUUUAAUCUCUGAGCCUCUCUCAGAUUACAUCAGCUUCAUCUUUGACCAGGUUAUAUGUUAUCUACUAGUAUCAUCUUCUUCUGUGGCCAUCGCGUGGAUCCAACAUAGAAACGAGGAUGCGGUAAAAACACUAAAAAACAGCUCUAUAGUUUCAGUUUCAAUGUCAUUCUCUGCCUUUUUGGUUUUGACACUCUCUAGCCUCUUGUCAUGGUAUAAGCUUUGCAAGAGAUUUAUGUGGUAAUUAAGUCUUGUAAAGGGCCAAAUAAAGUCUUGUAAAGGGGUUUGUUUUUUAUAUUCAAAUCAUGUUAAUCAGUAAAAACUAAUGACUCCAUGAAU
Molecule: messenger RNA, 930 nt
Organism: Camelina sativa (false flax)
Lineage: Eukaryota; Viridiplantae; Streptophyta; Magnoliopsida; Brassicales; Brassicaceae
Product: CASP-like protein 4A4
Source: RefSeq, a predicted model, not a curated record